Messenger RNA from Taeniopygia guttata (zebra finch), 1410 nucleotides. RefSeq names its product StAR related lipid transfer domain containing 4 (gene STARD4). Lineage: Eukaryota; Metazoa; Chordata; Aves; Passeriformes; Estrildidae. Gene Ontology annotation, cellular component: cytosol; endoplasmic reticulum. Gene Ontology annotation, molecular function: cholesterol binding; cholesterol transfer activity. Gene Ontology annotation, biological process: cholesterol import; cholesterol transport involved in cholesterol storage; intracellular cholesterol transport. The record is from RefSeq and is a predicted model, not a curated record.
GCGGGGCCGGCACGGCGGGGCUGCCCUGAGGGACGCGCGUCUGUCCCGCCCUCCCGCCGCGUCCCGGGGCUGCCGCUGCCGUGGCGGCUCUCGGCCUGAGCCCUGAUCCUCGGCUUUAGACCCUGGCAGUCGCCCUCUGCCACCCGAGCCCGGCUGGGAGAUGCACCUCCGCGCGGGAGAGAAGCUGAUGGAUCCCCUGCCCAACCCCGCGCCCCUGGCCUCGAAGCUGCGGAACACGCUGGUCCGGUAUCACAGCAUCGGAGACGGAGAGUGGCGGGUGGCGAGGAAAACCAAAGAUGCAACUGUGUGGCGUAAACCAUCAGAGGAAUUCAGUGGAUACCUCUACAAGGCUCAAGGAGUGGUGGAAGAUGUUACUAAUAGAAUAGUGGAUCAUAUUCGCCCUGGACCUUAUAGGCUAGACUGGGACAGCCUAAUGACUUCAAUGGACAUCAUGGAAACAUUUGAAGAGAACUGCUGUGUGAUGCGCUAUACAACUGCUGGCCAGCUCUGGAACAUUAUAGCACCAAGAGAGUUUGUUGAUUUCUCUUAUACUACAAGCUAUGAAGAUGGGCUUCUAACAUGUGGCAUAAGCCUGGACUAUGGAGACGUGAGACCAAACUUUGUCCGUGGAUUCAAUCACCCUUGUGGCUGGUUCUGUGUCCCUCUCAAGGACUCUCCUGGCCACAGUCUUUUGACAGGCUACAUCCAGACUGAACUGCGAGGGAUGCUACCACAGUCUGCAGUAGACACUGCUAUGUCUAGUACUCUGGCCAAUUUCUACUCUGACCUCAAAAAGGCACUCAAAACAUAGACAAACAGUGACCUAAAAGCCAGUGCAUUCCUUGCAAUCAGAUUGUGUUGUUUAGCUUAGCAUUAGUUACGUACUAAAUUGAGGUAACACUCUUACCGAAUGACACCCAUGACACUGAACCUUUGUGUUGAGGAUCCAAACAACUUUAGCAAGUGCUUUUUCAUGUGACAAUUGGCAUAUAUUCCCAGUGCAUAGUGCGAGAUGCUUUCUGCAGCUCAACGCUCUGCAGCUUUGUGAGGAAUAGCCUGAAUCUCUACUGAAUCUUUCCUCAGUAGAAAGCACAAAAUGUGUGUGUGGGCUUGAAAAAUGCAGUCUGAGCUCAGCUCUCUCCAGCAGUUUUGGGAGCCAGGUGCUCAAGAUUUUGAUGCUGCAGGUUGCUGUGCAGGCAGCAUCUCAUUGAAGGUGUAAUUUUGUAAUAUAUAUAUAUUUAUAUUUGCCUAAAAUUUUUUAAAGUUUAUUCAGCUGCAUCUGUAAUUUGUUUUUAAAAUUUACUUUGAUUUAUCAUGUGGAUAUUAUAUAGCGAAGUUGUUAAAUUAUACUAUUCAUAAGAAAGCUAUUUGUUCUUGAGGGCAAAAAUAAAUGUUCAUUAUUGGCAUUUA